AUGAAUGAUGAAAUUAGAAAACAUUGGUUUGCCAAUUGCAGAUCAAUUUCAGAGUUUGAAAGAUUGGAUAAACUUGGAGAAGGAACUUAUGGCACUGUCUAUGCUGCCAAAGAUAAAAAGAAAAAUUAAGUAGUUGCUAUCAAAAAAGUUAAAAUUCAUGAUAGUAAUGAAGGAUUCCCUAUAACAUGUUUAAGGGAAAUCAAAAUAUUGUAAAGAUUAUCAGCACAUCCAAAUGUUGUCAAUUUAUUAGAAGUAGCUGUGGGACCAAUUAAAGAUAGCAUUCAUCUUGUAUUUGAAUACUGUGCCAUAGACUUAGCCAUUUUAGUAGAUAAUAUGUUCAUAGAUAAUUAUUCUUUUCGUGAAAAUGAGAUUAAAUGCAUAGUCCUUUAGCUCUUAAAUGGACUUGCCUACAUCAACUCCAACUUCAUUUUACAUCGAGACAUCAAAUUGUCUAAUCUCUUAUUGACUAAUGAUGGCAUUGUUAAAAUUGCAGAUUUUGGUCUGGCCAGAGAAUAUGAAAUCCCAUAAAAAAAGUACACCAAUCCAGUGGUCACUCUUUGGUACAGAGCCCCAGAACUUCUGUGUCAGAUGAACAACUAUAACACUGCCAUCGAUAUAUGGUCAGUUGGUUGUGUUUUUGCAGAACUAAUCAAUCGAGGGUUCCCAAUUCUCUAAGGUAAAUCUGAAAUUCAUCAAUUGCAAUUAAUGUGUGAAAUGUUAGGAUAUCCAAAUGCUUCAGUUUGGCCAGACUUACACAAAAAUGGCAAUAAAUAAAUCUUGAAAGAACUAGAAAAGUUUUAGCAUUGCCGACCAAAUCUAUAAAAUGUGAUUAAGGAUGCAUCACCUUAAGCCUUAGAAUUGAUCUCUAGAAUGUUAACUUGGGAUCCAGAAAAACGCAUAGGAGUUAUGGAAAGUUUAUUACAUGAAUAUUUCUACACCAAUCCUAGGCCAUCUAUGCCUGAAGAAUUAUCCAUUUUAAGACAAUUAGAUUAAUUUAAAAAGAAGAAUGCUGAUAAGGCUGAAAAAAAAAUUAAAAUUAAAUGAUUUCUUUAUAUUCUUUUGCAUUUUAUGUCUAGCAAGUAAAAUAAAUUAAUCA
Messenger RNA from Paramecium tetraurelia, 1096 nucleotides. RefSeq lists its product as uncharacterized. Gene Ontology annotation, biological process: positive regulation of transcription elongation by RNA polymerase II; protein phosphorylation. The transcript has 7 exons. The record is from RefSeq and is a predicted model, not a curated record. Gene Ontology annotation, molecular function: cyclin-dependent protein serine/threonine kinase activity; RNA polymerase II CTD heptapeptide repeat kinase activity; ATP binding. Gene Ontology annotation, cellular component: cyclin-dependent protein kinase holoenzyme complex; nucleus. Lineage: Eukaryota; Ciliophora; Oligohymenophorea; Peniculida; Parameciidae.